UGCCUUCCGGAAGCGUAUUUCCUUUCCAAGCACCACCACAGUCCGUCGCUUGAAGAGAAAAACUCUUGGGUUGUGUGUUGGAAAAUGACUGUCUUAGCAGCAAGACCAAAUGCGUGAGCUGUCACUUGGAGUACGUGAGGAGUGCUCAAACGAACCGGGACCUUCAGCGAUUUGAUCGGCUGCACCAUAUUUCGAAAUCCCACGGACACUAACUAGCUAGCUAACAAUGACACACUGUCUGUGGCCAGAGCCGCUGUCAGCUCAGCAGCUGAAGCGGCUUGAAGAACACAAGUACAGUGCUUCUGGUCGGUCCUUAUUCGAACCGCCUUGUCAGAUUUACUGGAAUUGGUUGGUACAGCAAAUCCCGACCUGGGUCGCACCCAACACCCUGACCAUUACUGGAUUGGUUGUUAAUAUUGUCACUACGGUUAUUCUGGUUUACUAUUGUCCCUCGGCAACAGAGGAGGCUCCAUCUUGGACCUUCAUCCUCAGUGCAUUGGGUCUGUUCAUCUACCAGUCACUGGAUGCCAUUGAUGGGAAGCAAGCUCGGCGAACUAACAGCAGCUCAGCUCUCGGGGAGCUCUUUGACCAUGGCUGUGAUGCUGUUUCCACAGUGUUUGUUGCUGUUGGAACAUGCAUUUGCUGUGGGAUGGGGGCAUACUCUAACUGGAUGUUCUUCUGCGGCUUCGUGGGCAUGUUCAUGUUCUUCUGCGCGCACUGGCAGACUUACGUCUCGGGCACGCUCCGCUUCGGCCUGGUGGAUGUCACAGAGGUCCAGAUCGCCAUCACUAUCAUGUAUCUGAUGACAGCCUUCGGAGGAGUGAGUCUGUGGGAGAGCAGGCUGCCUGUCCUAGGAGUAAAACUGCACACUUUCCCCAUCCUGGGUAUCAUUGGAGGAGCCCUCUUCUCCUGCUCAAACUACUUCCAGGUCAUCAUGAAUGGUGGAGUUGGCAAGAAUGGCUCCACUGUGGCAGAUACCAGUGUGCUGUCACCAGGGAUGCACAUCGGUCUCAUACUCACUUUGGCCUUCAUCAUCUUCAAGAAAUCUUCCAGUCAGCUAUUUGAGCUCCACCCUUGCCUCUACAUCCUUACCUUUGGACUGGUGAUGGCUAAGAUCUCCAACAAGCUUGUUGUUGCCCAUAUGACCAAGAGCGAGCUUCAUCUUCACGACACAGCCUUCAUUGGGCCCGGACUCCUCUUCCUAAACCAGUAUUUCAACAGUUUCAUUGACGAGUACUAUGUCCUUUGGACUGCCCUGAUUCUCUCUCUGGUGGAUCUGACAAGGUACUGUACAGGCGUGUGUCUCCAAAUAGCUACGCACUUGAAGAUCAGAGUGUUCAGCAUCACCCCGCAGGUCCACAGGAACCAAGACUGACGGUCCGCCCGACAGGAAGAGGCUGGGGUGAGCGAAGACGCCACCCCACUGCUGAAAGCAGACUUGGAGGACCCCUCAAACCAAAAACUAAUCAGCCUUGACACCGUAACUACCUACAAUUAGACCGAACCAUUCACAACUAGCGAGCUAAUGAAUUAUGCAUGCCUUACAGUUCCACACUGGACUGAGAUAUACUAGACUGGAAAUAAUCAUGGAAAUACCUUGUGUGCUGGAGUUCCUUUUUCUUGCUCUAAAUAGACAUUGCAUGCACUGAAAAUCACUGGUUCAGUGAAUGAAUCUCAUUACAGACCCAGUGCAAUUGGUGCCUUCUUGAUUAAUAUAUCCCUAACAAUAUGAGCUGUACCCCACCACGUAGGUAAAUAUGAGCAGAAAAUCCAGUUGCACCAUUUAGACAUUUUACAUAAUGUGCACGAGCUGUGUCUUUGUUUUUGCCACAACAGAACAUCAAGAAGACCAUGCUGGUGAGAUCUAGUCACAAGCUGACAUAAUGAGUCAUAGAAGUGACCCUUUUUUUUCCAUGCAAAAAUCAUGCCUAAUACAAGAGGUUUUCUGUCAUUAUUUCCAGUUUAACCCAAAAGCCAAUUAACGUUUUUUUUUAAUUUAAUUAAAAAAUGAAUAAAGGACUGCUGUCGUCCUUUUGGGCAAAUGUUGAAAUAAUUCUUGCUUUCUUGCUUCUGAUCCAGUAAUUUUGAAUUUCAUGCAAUAGAAAUAUGUGAGAAGUACCCUAGCGUCUUUAGAUGCAAGCUGCAAACGAAGCAGCUUUCUCUUUCAGAACUCUUUGUGACAGUAGCAGCCAGACCCAGUCCAUAUUCACAAACUGAGUUCACGGAAGACUGCAUAGGUAUGGAAGCAUAAGUAAAUAUUUAAGCCUUGCACACACCUUUUACGGGACUUAUCAGGGCGGCUGGAACAAGCCACCUGUGGUAUGUAAGGCACGACGGGGCUCUCAGCACCUGCAAUUCACUGCUUCCUUCCUGUCAAAUUCUACAUUUUGUUGACUAACUCAUUCAAGAACAUUUGUUCAGCAUUGUAGAGCAAGAUGGCAAACAUUCUUUGCUCUGGGAACAUUUGUAUAUAACGAAUUCCUUGAAAUAGGAAUGGGCAAAGACAGUACUGCUGUCCGUCUUUCCGUGUUUUCAACUGAGCUGGUGUCUGUUUUCAUCCUUAUUUGAGUCUUGCCGUAUCAAAGAUCACAAAGAACAAGUCACUUCAGUCCUGUAAUGUAGUUGGAGAUGCUACUAGCCUUUCCUUUGGACUGAUGUGUAUUACUUAGUCAUGUCAGGCUGGAGAGACAAACAACUCAAGAGACUAGAGUUUCUUGCUCUGGAAUCUUGCUUAGAAGUAUGCUUGUAGUCUGUUGUGACAUACCCAAUUUUAUCACUUGUUGAUUUGUGGAAUUUUGAUUGAAAUUGGCCAGCAGCAUUUAAUGCUUCCACAAAAAUGGAGAAAUGUAAUGCUAUCGGAUUCUAUCACGAUCAGGAUGUUGAGAUUAUUUGAUAUUUGCCCCAAAGGUCUAUAGUAGCACUGGUGACUGUAUAUAUUGUAUAGUCAUCUCAUCUAAAUUAACAGAUUUAAAUAACUCAGUUCAGGAAUUGUUAAAAAUGCAAAAAAAAAAAAAUGUUUAAAACCUCAAUUAUGUCCAAUUAAAAUAAUAUGGAAUGGUAAGAUUCAAAUGUGGAAUGGUAAAUUCCGGAUAAUUUGUCAAGAGCUGCAGGUUUACAGGGGACCAGAUCUCAGUGUUAAUGCAUCCACCAGUGACAACUGACUACUACAAACCCUUCCUAGCCUAGAACCCUACCCAUAUUUUGCCACAUUGCUGGCUCUAACAUAUAUAUGUCCUCCUGCAACCCCCCUGCAGUGCACUCCCAGGUUCUGUGCUGCAUGUGAGGACAAUCUCUACCUUUGUCUAAAGGAAAAAUUCACAGCAGUUUGAUUUGAAUGGUGUUACUCAUGUGUUUGUGAUCUAUACAAAAUAUCACUUCAUUAUUAUAAUUGUAAAGUAACCUUUUAAAAAUGGUCAUGGCCAGCAAAGCAAGUCUUCCAGUUUGGCACUCUUAUUCAGUUCCAAUCAAGCAGUUCACCAGCUCCUCAUAAACAUCACAGGCGAUUUGCAUGGGAGGCACGGGAAACACAGGAAUGGCUGCAUGAGUUUAAAAGCCAGUAACAUCUGCUUGAUUGACAGGACUGGUUAAUCAAGUGGACAGCUUGAUUAACAGGACUGCUACAAACAUUGUACAGAUUAUUCAUUUUCCAAGUUGCAAAGAUAAUUAGUGGAAAGCAUGAACACCAACUUGAAUGAGGCUCUUCUAGCCCAUAGUCCCACCAGAUGACAUGCUCUGGGUGUCUAUUUAUCAUCUAGAACUGUGGUUAUUUUUUCUCCUGGGAGACCCCUGUGUAUUCUGGUUUUUGUUCCAACCAAUCUCUUGCUCAGAUAAGGUUGUUGAACACGUGUAAGUUCUUUCAUAAUUUUUUUAACACGAUGCAGGUUUGGCUGGUUAUCACUUUUUGUCAUUUUUGAGUGAAUUUUUUACUUUAAAAUGUCUCUACACAUGUAAGAAACGACCUCUCACAUAGGUACUAAUUCUGUAGUCAUUGCCACUGGUUGGACAUGCAUUUACACUGAGAUUCCAGCUGCUUUACAUAGUCUCUUCCUCAAGGGCUAUACAUUUAAGAUAAUGUGUGAUUGAAUUUAAUUAUGUUGACAGCCUUAAAUUUUAAAUGUGAAUUCUUUUUCUCAGUUUAUAUGUGAAUCCAGGAUGUAUGAACCAAGCAAAGAGCAAAAUACCUGGUAGCAUUCUCUUUUCAUUAACAUUUUCAGUUAUUUUCAUUUAUGAAACACUAUUUAUACAAAUACCAUCAGAUUAUUAGGAAAUGUAUGUAUUUAUAACCAUAAAAAUGGGACUUUUCACAUUUCUGACUUUGUAUUCACUCAAAAUACACACACACACACACACACACUCACUCACACACACACAGCUUUUAUAUACCAAGUAUAUUUGUAUAUACAUGGGUACUUGAAACUCAAUGCUUUAUGAUGAUUGAUGUAUAAUUGUGAGUUUAUGAUUAGGUGAGUAGAGGGACCCACUAUGUGACUAGUGCCUACAGGACAAGUAGUUCUUAAACAGGGUACAGGUCCCUUUUAAGGUCUGGCUUUGUCUUAAAAGAGUAGGAUAGACAAAGGGAUUUUUCUCAUUACAAAUGGAAGGGGGAUUUCUGGAAAAGGCAAAUGUUCAAUUUUUUAUUAAAUAAUUUAUUUUUAAUGACAAAUGCUCUACUGUUUUUUAAUCAACUGGAGUGACUGAGCAAAACACUGUCACUGCAUAUAUUCAAAGAGCAGUUUUUUCUGGUUUGAUGUAAUGUGACAUCACCAGAUUUGGCACUGCGACAAGCUCCUCUGUUUAAAGAAAAACAGAAAACUAUGUCAUUUUAAUUGCUUUAUAGAAACAAUUUUAACAGGUUACAGGUUUUCAAACUUAGAACGAAAGUGGUGCAUUAAAACGGUGCACUAUUGUGUUUCGCCUUUGCAUUUUCUGCAUCAAUAUAAUGUGUUGGAAACAUUAUACUAACAAAGUAAUGUGAGUGAAAAACAAUAAAAUUAUUUGCCAUGUAAAAACUGGUGCUAAAACCUGAA
This is a messenger RNA of Anguilla rostrata (American eel), 5027 nucleotides long. It is a transcript of the gene chpt1, whose product is annotated as choline phosphotransferase 1. Gene Ontology annotation, cellular component: endoplasmic reticulum membrane; Golgi apparatus. Gene Ontology annotation, molecular function: diacylglycerol cholinephosphotransferase activity. Gene Ontology annotation, biological process: phospholipid biosynthetic process. Bases 227 to 1375 code for a protein of 382 amino acids. The record is from RefSeq and is a predicted model, not a curated record. The transcript has 8 exons. Lineage: Eukaryota; Metazoa; Chordata; Actinopteri; Anguilliformes; Anguillidae.